Messenger RNA from Pseudoliparis swirei, 3145 nucleotides. It is a transcript of the gene fastkd1, whose product is annotated as FAST kinase domains 1. The coding region runs from base 437 to 2953 and encodes 838 amino acids. Gene Ontology annotation, biological process: regulation of mitochondrial mRNA stability; mitochondrial RNA processing. NCBI's taxonomy places the organism in Eukaryota, Metazoa, Chordata, Actinopteri, Perciformes, Liparidae. Gene Ontology annotation, cellular component: mitochondrial matrix; ribonucleoprotein granule. The transcript has 15 exons. The record is from RefSeq and is a predicted model, not a curated record. Gene Ontology annotation, molecular function: RNA binding.
AGUAGCACCCAUGCUGACCUGAGGCUGACUUUGAAUAAGGUUUUAAUGUCGUAUUAUAAUAAUGUUAUAUAUACUGUUUGCUUCUCUAUAAUUUAAAUACAUAUAUCUUAGAAUCCAGUGACGAGGGGUAAUCUGCCUUUCCCGGUGAUGCAAUGAUCUGUUCUCCAUGCACGUGGUACCAAACUGAACGUCGCUACUGGCAGCUCACCUCAACGUAACGUCAAAGAAAAGUUAUAUGAAAUAACAGAAUGCAGCUGUCUGCGAGAUGAAACCAUCCGAACCCGAGUUGACAGGCUAUUGAAGGAGCACUUAACCUAUCCUCCCUCCUCAUUUUUUUGGGUGUGAUCUCAGCUGGCUGAGGUUGCCUGCUGCUCUGACGUUGAGCUGCACUGUGUUGGAACAAUGAAGACCCCCAGUGCAUACUUACUUUGAGUCGAUGUCCGCGGUGAUGUUUCGGGUCCAGUGUGUGAACUCCUUCCUUCGGAGGCUCCUUCAUGGGGGGCCAGGGCACCGAGACCAGGUUCUGGAGCAGCUGCGGGUUUGCUCGGCUGAAGACCAGGUGUUUGAUGUGGUGGGCAAGAACAAAGCCAAGCUCACUGUGAACCAUGUCAGCAAGGCGGUUGGGAUGCUGUGGCAGUUUCAGAAAGAGAAGCCUCAGAUGCUCAGGACUGUGGAGCUCAUCAAGAGGCAUCCGCAGUUCUUGACUCUGAGGGUUUUGGCAGAGAACAAAAUCGUUCUUAUGGAUGAUGUAAUGUUGGUCGACAUACUUUACAGCUUUCUAAGGUUGAACAUGGAUCAACAUGACUCCCUUGUUCAGCAGCUAGUUUCAGAAGCAUGGCUCAGAAUAGACAGACUUCCAAUGGAAUCGCUAUCCAAGUUUUCCAUCUGUUUAAGUGAUCAGCACCUUCAACACAGUCCUCUAAUGGGCCACAUCACCAGUAUUGUGGAUCAGAGGUUGUCUUCUAUUGAUGAUGCCAGGGUCCUAACUGCACUGAUGAUUUGCGUGUCGUCCCUAGUGUCCCCCCGGCUUCGGGAUGCCCUCAUUAUCCGAGCAGACCAUCUCCUAGAAACCAUGGAUCCCUCAAAUUAUAACAACCCGCGGAGAGUGGUGCAAUUCCUGCGCAAUGUCAAGCACAGUUACCGGCCUCUGCUGGAGAAGUGCAACAGGAUCAUCUUGCGUAACAUUCCCAGACUGGACGCAGAAAAUAUCGGCAUCAUCCUGGGGCUGUAUCAGUCUUUGCAGUUCAACAACUGUGACUUCAGGCUGGCUGUCAAACAACGACUAACAGAGCUGAUUGAUUCCAGCAUCGAUCCAUUCUCCUUCACCAAACUUUUUGUCGCUCUGGUGCCGAUGGCCAGUCAGGAGCUCAAAGAUGGGCUGGAAAACACUGCGCUCCUGUUGGCGGACGAGCUCAGUGCGCAUCAGGCUCUGGCAGUAGCUGAAGCUCUCGAAGAGACUCAGAGCAGGAAUCUUAGCUUAAUCAACAAAAUUGCAUCAGUGAUCCAAAGGAAUAUCCAUGCCUACAAGCCAGUGGAGGUGGCCAGAAUCACGCAAGCCCUUUUUCUGAUGCAAUACCAGAACCCCCAACUGUUUACUAAACUACGAAACAUUUUAGUCAAGUUUUUGGAACGCAGCUUCUACCCCUACGAAGUGACCAUGUUGACCCGCGUUCUGUCCAUGCUGCCCUGCCCACGGCUGGACGAGGGCGUGAUUUCACGGGUGGAUGCGGUGGUGCCUCAGUGCAAUCUCAAUGACCUCAACACCAUUUCUCAUGCCGUUGCCAAGUGGGUGCGUAAUGAUCCCUCCUUCCGCCACAACACUCCCAGCAAGUACGUCCGUCUGCUGCAGAGCCUGAACCGCUGCGGGCACGAGAGGCUGCGAACGUCCGACCGGCUGGACCUGCUGCUGGAGGAGCUCAAGUACAUUUCGGGGGAGUGGUUUGAGGAAAUGCUGCUGGAAGAGACGAUGGUCACACUGAAAAGGAUGAUGGACCAAAUACAGUGGACCAAUGUGCCCGAGUUGGCCCUCUUCUUAACCCGAAUAAAUCACCUCUGCCCUCCCCUGAUGGACCUUAUCGCCAGCGUGGCCAUUAAAGACAUUGACAAGAUUCACCACUCUGCAACAUAUGCCAUCCUGCUACCGUUCUCUGUUAUGAAUUAUGAUUCAGAACAAGUAGACGAGUUGUAUGAUGUUUGUGUUAAGCGCUUCGUUCCUCAUAUCAGCUCCUUUGACCCACAUCUGCUCGUUCUCCUGGGGUACCUUUUGUCCAUGGCCGACUGUUUUCCCGAAGAACUCGUCAGACAGAUUUUCAGUAUAGACUUUCUGGGAAAACUGGAUUCCCAAUUAGAAACUCUACCUGAUGCCCUCAACAUGCGGACCAGACUGCGCCUCAUGGAGCUCAAUCGCGCCGUGUGUCUCGAGUGUCCCGAGCUCCAGGUGCCGUGGUUUCACGAGCGCUACUGCCAGCAGUUGCAAAAUAAAGGAAACGGCAAGGUCAGUCCUGUACAACAGCAAAUCCACAAAAUUCUGGGAGAAGUUCUCGGUGGCAUUAACUUUGCCCGAGUUGCAGUUGUCACUCCAUAUUUUUACACCGUAGACUUUGAAUGCACACUGGACACACGCCUUCUGCCGUUGCCCUACAGCGAGUCCAGCACGCUGCAGAUCUCAGACCGAGGACAGGUUCACUGGGCGAAAAGCUCAGUGGAGAACAUCAGGGAUGUGCUGCCCCCUGGAGCUCAGCGAGUGGCUGUGGACUUUCUUGAUUCCAAGUCCUUCUGCAAGAACUCUCCACAUAUGAAAGGUGAAGCCCUGAUGAGAAAAAGACACCUUGAAAUUCUGGGAUACCGCGUGGUUCAGAUCCCUCACUUUGAAUGGAACUCUAUGGAGCUUUCAACACCAGAUGCCUGGAAGGAAUAUCUAAAGAAGAACAUAUUUAGGGAGCGCUCGUCUUGAAGGCCUUAUCUAUUGAACGGUGGAAGUAAUGUUUUUUGAGUUCUGGGUUUGAGAAUUUUCAAAAUAAAUGAGUUGGUUUAUCAAGUGCUACCUCAUUCAUGAGAUUGUGUAUUAUGUGCUUUUGUAUUUAAAUGUAUAUUUCAAAAUAAAUGUAAAAUUGACUCGAAUAAAUAAUAAAUGUUACAUCUUCUA